Triticum aestivum (bread wheat) is the source of this 603-nucleotide messenger RNA. Its product is annotated as putative ripening-related protein 6. The record is from RefSeq and is a predicted model, not a curated record. The transcript has 2 exons. Bases 103 to 432 code for a protein of 109 amino acids. Lineage: Eukaryota; Viridiplantae; Streptophyta; Magnoliopsida; Poales; Poaceae.
GCCGCCGUUGCCUUCCUCGGCUCCUCUGUCCUCUCUCAAAUUUGGACUGAUCGAUGACCGACUCUAGCCUCCUGCCAGGUGUCCGGCGCAGCUGGGUGGGCCAUGGACCAGCCGGCGGUGAUGUCAUUGAACGGCUUCCAGCAAGGAGAAGAGGGCGGGCCGGCGGCGUGCGACGGCCAGUAUCACAGCGAUGACCUCUUCCUGGUGGCGCUGACCACGGCGUGGUAUGAGAACGGCGCCCGGUGCGGGAAGCUGAUCAGCGUCAAUAGCUCCAACGGGCGAUCCCAUGAGGCUAGGGUCGUGGACGAGUGCGGCACCGGUGACGGCUGCCGCACUAACGAGAUCAGCACGUCCGUCGCUGUGUGGGAGGCACUUGGGCUCGAUACCAGCGUCGGCGAGGUAUCCGUCACCUGGUCGGACGUAAUCUGGUAAAUCUGAAUCAUCUGGUUUUAACCUCAAUAAUGUGCAUGCGUACAUGCAUGAUGUGUGCGGAUAAUCUAUUUUAUAUACCAAGUGUUAAUCAGUGUGAAGUUCGUAAUGGUACUAUAAUUAGUCUGUUUGAAACGAUCUCAGUUUGCUAUAAUAAUGUGCUUCCUUCUGUGA